UAGCCCCAACGAAGCUACGUGGAAUAAAGGCAGUACAGUUUCCUCGAUAGGCACCAGUUGACGAUUUAUUCUCCGAUUAAUUCUGAAUUUUAUUUCAUUGUCAGUUUUCAUUGCUAAUACCUAAAAGCUAGACAAAGAAAGCUCGAUUUAUCAUGGCUGCCUUUAAUCCCACCUCUGACAUACCCUCACUAGAGGGAAAGGUGAUAUUGAUCACCGGCGCUAAUGCCGGGAUCGGAAAGGAGACAGCAAUUGGGCUCGCCAAACACAACCCAGCAAAGAUAUUCCUCGCAUGCCGCAACGCUUCGAAAGCCAGCGCGGCCAUCGCGGAUAUCCAGGCAAGAGUGCCAAAUUGCCCUUCCGUUGAAUUUCUGCAACUCGAUUUGGCGUCAUUCUCGUCCGUCCGCGAAGCCGCUGCUACAUUCAAAUUGAGAAGUGAUCGACUCGAUAUCCUCAUUAACAACGCUGGAGUCGCAGCACUGCCACCGGGGAAGACUAAGGAUGGCAAUGAGAUUCAGCUGGGGACAAACCAUCUCGGCCAUUUCCUGCUGACGAAGCUUUUACUCCCUGUCCUACAGCAGACGGCGGCACAGGCACAAUCGGCAAAGGAUGUUCGCAUUGUGAACCUUUCGUCCAUCGCGUACAAAUAUCUUCUCUGGAAUAGGAAAGGGAUCAAUUUCGAGGAUUUGAAUUUUGGUAACCGGGCAUGGCAUGCGUGGGGUCGUUAUGCUCAGAGUAAACUCUCCAAUAUCCUCUUCACGAAGGAGCUGGCAGCGCGCUAUCCGGAAUUGACGGCGGUUGUCGUCCACCCAGGUGUUAUUGACACUGAUAUAUGGGAAAAUAACUGGUCGGCCAAGUUAUCGAGAUGGAUCUUUAGGUGGAUUUGGUAUGAUGCUAAGACUGGGUCUCACACUACGCUCUUCGCGGCGACGGCAGGGAGCGUCCAAAGUGGUGAUUUUUAUUUUCCAAUUGGAAAAUUGGAAGCGGGAACAAAGCUUUCGAAUGACCCUAAAUUGGCCAAGAGGUUAUGGGAGUGGUCGGAGGAGAGAGUUGGGGCGCAAUAAUUUUCUUAUACUUUGAUCUGGUUCUGGAUAUCACGCAAGUUGAAUUGUUUAGGUUUUUUGAAUGUGUGGUAAUACUACCCACAUAACCUAAAUUAAACCAACUAAAUAUUAUCACGUUGCGUAUCAGCGAUACCAACCACUGAUCAUUUCUUAUCUUUGCAAUACAUAAUAUGGUUGGUUAUGUAGUCGAAGGUCUGGACACGACUGACCCCGCAUUGGCUUCAGAGGCCGGAUCGAGCGGAUG
Molecule: messenger RNA, 1305 nt
Organism: Talaromyces proteolyticus
Lineage: Eukaryota; Fungi; Ascomycota; Eurotiomycetes; Eurotiales; Trichocomaceae
Exons: 2
Coding region: 153-1061 (302 amino acids)
Source: RefSeq, a predicted model, not a curated record